Messenger RNA from Gossypium arboreum, 1827 nucleotides. Its product is annotated as 2-alkenal reductase (NADP(+)-dependent)-like. NCBI's taxonomy places the organism in Eukaryota, Viridiplantae, Streptophyta, Magnoliopsida, Malvales, Malvaceae. Gene Ontology annotation, molecular function: 2-alkenal reductase [NAD(P)H] activity. The record is from RefSeq and is a predicted model, not a curated record. The coding region runs from base 214 to 1305 and encodes 363 amino acids. The transcript has 6 exons.
UAGCCAUUUAUGUACUCCAUGAUACUAAUUGUUAGGAAUACCUACCCAAGUAGGGCAAGGGGUUAGGUUUGAGUUAUUCUUUAAAUUUUUGACUCUCUUAUAAUUAAAAAAUAAAUAAAUAAAAGCAAACGUGAAACAUUGAUAUAUAAUAAACAAAUCGAAGUUAGUUGGAACAUGAGUAAAGAGAUCAUAAAUAGGUAGCACUAGCAUUGCAUGAUCUGUGGUGUGUGGCGAAGAAAAGGGAAGAUGGCAGUGAAUGUUGUGGAAAGCAAAGAAUGGUAUUUAGCAGGGUACGCUGCCGAAGGCGUUCCAACCACUGAUCAUCUAACGCUCCGCAGUGUGCCGCUGUCCUUAUCGCUCGAUUCCAUACCCGACGCCCAUGUAGCCGUUCAACUCCUCUUCAUCUCUGUUGAUCCUUAUCUUCGUACCAGAAUGAGCGGCCAAGAAGACGGCUUAUAUUUUCCGCAGUUCAGCCUUAACCAGGUGAUAACUGCUUUUGGAGUUGGAAGAGUGAUGAGAUCCAAGGAUGAAAAGUACAGUGAGGGUGAUAUUGUGUUGAAUGCUUUCUUUCCUGUAGCUGAGUACUGUGUGGUGCCAUCUAGUGUCCUCAUAAGAAAGAUUGACCCAGAGGCUGGAAUUCGCUUGCCAGAAUAUCUCAGUUGUCUUGGGGUUCCCGGGUUUGCAGCGUGGGUGGGGAUAGAAGUGCUGGGAGAGGCAAAGCCGGGGUCAAACGCUUUCAUAUCAGCGGCGGCAGGUGGUGUAGGAAUGGUUGCGGGGCAAUUGGCUAAGCUCAAGGGUUGUAGAGUCAUUGGAAGCACCGGAUCUGAUGCCAAGGUGAGACUCUUAAAGGAGGAAUUCGGGUACGACGAUGCAUUCAACUACAACAAAGAAACUGAUUUUGAUGCGGCUUUGAGCAAGUACUUCCCUAAUGGUAUUGAUAUAUACCUGGAGAAUGUGGGUGGUAAAAUGCUUGAGGCAGUCCUGAAUCACGUCAACCCUCACGCUAGGAUUCCAGUUUGUGGAAUGAUUUCUCAGUAUAACCAGAUUUGGACAGAGAGGGAGGGGGUCAGAAAUCUGCUAAAUAUCGUGGGGAAGGAGGCAAGAAUGGAGGGCUUUUUGGUGAGCUCCUAUUUGGACAGAUUUGCAGAUUUUACUGUGGAGAUGGAGGAUUAUCUAAAGCAAGGCAAAAUAAGUUCCAAGAUCAAAAUCUAUGAAGGAAUCCAAAGCUUUGUGGAGAGUUUAGGGUCCCUUUUCUCAAGCUCUAAGUUUGGGAAAGUCGUGAUUGAAGUUAAUAAGCCUCGUUAAUCAGGUCAUCAUCCAUUGUUAAUAUAAUAGCCAAUUUUGGCCUAAAAGAACCCAAACCAAAUAAACAAAAAAAUAGUUCAAUACAUGGCCCAAAAUUAAAACAAAACCUAAUUAAAACCCAAUACUCAGAUUUUAGCCUAAAAUAAACUCAAUAACCUAAAACCUUAAAGCCCAAGUCAGCCCACUAUCUUAAACUUUUUUUCAGCAGCCACCCUAACCCUAGCCACCAAAGUUCAGCUGCCACUCCCCCCUCUGCCCUUGGCCAUCACGCACGCCACCACCACCGCUUGGGGCACCAACCAUCAGCCUUCCACGCGUCUGACACCUGCAAGACGAAACUAGCACUCGAAACACAAGAAACAAAGAAGAAAAAUAGCAGACAAGAAGAAAAAAACAAAAAACGAAUCUAUGUAAUUCGAUUAUAAAAGUCGAAACAUCCAUUUGUAGCUUUUUUUUUGGACACGAACAUUUAGCAAUAAAAAUCAAGAGCAAAACAGAUAAAAAAGGGUGAUUUCCGAUUUA